Molecule: messenger RNA, 1263 nt
Organism: Coniophora puteana RWD-64-598 SS2
Lineage: Eukaryota; Fungi; Basidiomycota; Agaricomycetes; Boletales; Coniophoraceae
Product: ornithine decarboxylase
Exons: 3
Coding region: 1-1263 (420 amino acids)
Cellular component (GO): cytoplasm
Molecular function (GO): ornithine decarboxylase activity
Source: RefSeq, a predicted model, not a curated record
AUGAACGCCUCCAGGCUGGCCGCCGCCAAUACGCCCGACGCGGAGAGGGCCUUCUUCGUCGCGGACCUCAGUCAGGUGUACAGACAGCACGAGCGUUGGCGCAAGUGGUUGCCCGAGAUCGAGCCUCACUACGCCGUGAAAUGCAACCCGGAUCCGUACGUGCUGCGCCUCCUCGCGGCCCUCGGCGCUGGCUUUGACUGCGCCUCAAACGGCGAGAUCUCGCACGUGCUCAGCAUCGGCGGGAUUGACCCCUCGCGCAUCGUAUUUGCGAACCCGUGCAAAGCUGCGUCGUUCAUCCGGAGCGCCGCGCGGGCGGGUGUUGACAAGAUGACAUUCGAUAACGCGGAUGAGCUGCACAAGAUCGCGCGCAUCCACCCCGGCGCGAAGCUCAUCGUGCGCAUCCUUGCGGACGACUCGAAGAGCAUCUGUCGUUUUGGCAUCAAGUUUGGUGCACCCCUCGAGGUGGUGCCGAGCCUGCUUGCGAAGGCGAAGGAGCUUGGGCUGAACGUGGUCGGCGUCAGCUUCCAUGUCGGAAGCGGGUGCUAUGAUCCGACGAUCUAUGCGGACGCGAUCCGCCGUGCGCGCGACGUGUUUGCGAUGGCAGAGGAGGCGGGAUAUCACUUCACCCUCUUGGACGUCGGCGGUGGUUUCGAGGACGCUCUAUUUGAGCGUGCCGCUGUUGUCCUCACUGAAGCGAUUGACGAAUAUUUCCCCUGCCGGGACGAUAUUAGCAUUAUUGCAGAGCCUGGACGCUUCUACGUUUCUAGGGCGUUCAGCCUCGCUGCGAACAUCAUCGCCCGGCGUGCGGCGGCCUCGGCUGAUGUCCAAGCCCAGGCACCUACCCCACCACCCUCGCAAGAGGCCGAAGAGCAACAACCCUCAGUGAUGUACUACAUCAAUGACGGUGUCUAUGGCGCCUUUAACUGUGUCAUGUUCGACCAUCAGACCGUCCACCCAUACGUGCUCUCCAUGGGCGGAUCUUUCCAUUGCCCUGCGUCGGAGGCACUUGCGCUGAGCAGCGUCUGGGGGCCGACGUGCGACUCGAUCGACUGCGUGUGCAAGGUGGUGGAGCUGCCCGCCGCCCUUCGCGUGGGCGAUUGGCUGGGCUUCGAUAACAUGGGCGCGUACACGAUCUGCGCUGCGAGCCAGUUUAAUGGGUUCGAGCUCAGCGAUGUGAUUUACACGAGCGGAACUGGGGCCGCCGGGGAGGAGGUCAGAGCGGUGUUGCGGCGCUUUGCGCACGAGAUCGGGGAGAGCGUGUGA